Daphnia magna is the source of this 3259-nucleotide messenger RNA. Its product is annotated as protein tyrosine phosphatase domain-containing protein 1. Bases 1245 to 3086 code for a protein of 613 amino acids. The transcript is spliced from 11 exons. The record is from RefSeq and is a predicted model, not a curated record. Gene Ontology annotation, biological process: cilium assembly; protein dephosphorylation. NCBI's taxonomy places the organism in Eukaryota, Metazoa, Arthropoda, Branchiopoda, Diplostraca, Daphniidae. Gene Ontology annotation, molecular function: protein tyrosine/serine/threonine phosphatase activity.
AUAAGAUAUAUUUACGAAAAUGGCAAUGGUAAAUGAAGCUAAUGGUUACGCGGGAAAUUCCAGCCAUAGACAUAAUAUAAAAAGACUUCUGCUAAUUAUUUAUUCAUGCACCGAACGUCAUGAGUCGCAUAAUGUACUAUGUGACUUUAGAACAUAACUUUAUACUGGGCUCCCCAUUUUUCAGGAUGCUUAAUUGACUCCAUGUCUGCUUAAUUAUCCUUUUCAUAUGACUUUACCCUCAGGAAAAGAAAACUGAUGCUCUUCUUCUGAGAGCAACUGGACUCCAUAAGGAAGUUCAUAAGACCUGUAUCACUACAGUCUACACAACUGGCUGACAAUCCUAACCAAUCCUCGAAAGCAUAAGUAUGGAAGUGACUUUAUACAUUGUAUUAUCUACUUUUAGAAUAUUUUCAGAUCGAGAGCAAAAGAAAGAAGAAAAAUAUAAUAUGAUUUAGAUAUGUGCUGAAACAAUUCUUUUUCUGACGACGACGAAACGUUUACGAAGCUCUUCAUUUACAGCAAGAUGAAGAUUUACAAAUACAGCUUGCUCCACAUUUGCAAUUGGUUCCACACGUGCAGUGUCCUACAGCAAUUUAAAAAAGCAGUAAGUUAUAAAUUAUGAUAUGGCUUUUAAUAUCAAAUUUCACCUGAGCUUAGGCAUUUGCAUGUUUCCCCUUGCGACGACGGCGUGGGACAUUUGACGCAAUUCAUUCCACACUUACAGUCGUCCCCACACGUGCAAACACCUAUGAAAAUGAAUGAAACCUUUAGGACACACGUGUAACUAAUAAAUAAUUGCAAAGCCGGAGAAAAGUAAAAAAAAAAAGACAGAAGGCACAAGUAAAAAAGAAAAAAAUCGAGGAAAUUUAAUCUUGACGCUAAAAAUAUUAAUUUACCUUGACAACGAGGGCACACUUUAGGCAUGAUGUCUUAGGUCUUUUCAGUUCGACACGAGCUUAUCGAAUAGAUUCCAUUCAGAGGUAUCACAAACGACGUUAACAAGUGGCUUCUUCUAGAAAUUGGAGUGCCGUGCUGAUAAGUACAACGUUGCUUUUCACAUGCUCUUUGAUAGACGCCCGACAGUCGACAAAUCUCAUGACGUCAUGCCCUUCAGCUAGUUCCAAUAGAGCACAGUUUGCGUACGACGUCGAUCUUGUUUUAUGGUGCGCAAGUACCAAUCUGAUACCCAAAAGAGAAACGAGAUGUAGUCGUAGGGUCAGGUGCUAAAUCAUUCGAUUCGUAGAAUGGCCGGACGAAGCCAUAUGUCACUGCUGUUUCGGCAAAAAUCCAAAGUGGUAUCCUCAAGUGUCGAAAAAAACGAGAACGGUGUUCCGGCUGCAUCGUCUCCGGCCAAGGUACUUCAACCCCUUUCGAAAACGCCGGAAAACUCGGAAAUAUCCGCUGCGGUCGCUCAUCCCAGUUAUACCAAAUUGUCGGAAGGCUUGCGAAAAAAAACACCAGCGGGCGUCAUUUGCCGUGCUUUCUGCGGUGGCAGAAAGUGCCGAUAUGACACGUAUGAUCGUUGGUCCGCGGAAGAUAUGGCCGUCGAUGGAAUUUUUUCCCAUUGGGUGACUGAUAACAUCUUGGCGAUGGCACGUCCGAACUCGAACCUUAUCGAGAAAAAAGACAUCGUCGGCCAGUUCAUUCGAUUGGGAAUCAAGACGAUCAUCAAUCUGCAAACCGCAGGCGAGCACGCACACUGUGGUCCACCACUCACAUCAUCUGGCUUCUCCUACCUGCCAGAAAUCUUCAUGGAUAAAGACAUAUACUACUACAACUUUGGAUGGAAGGAUUAUGACCAUGGUUCGCUGGAGGGCUUACUGGACGUGGUGAAGGUCUUGUCUUUCGCCGUUAACCAAGGCAAAGCAGCUGUUCACUGUCACGCAGGAUUGGGUCGAACUGGUGUGUUGCUCUGCUGCUAUCUAAUCUACAGUCUUCGAUGGCGAUCCGUUGAAGCCAUGCGGCACGUACGACAGAAGCGACCCAAUGCCGUCCAGACAUCCAGCCAAAUGAUGAUGAUUCAGGGAUUUGAACAGUUCCUCAUAAACUGCUCCAGCGUGUUUAGUCUCAGGUAUUCCAUUCUAUUAUUUACCUUAUUUUUCGUUGAAACGGAACUUUUCAAAAUAUUUAGCAAAGCUGAAGCUAAGACUACGAGUGCCAAACCACCUUUCACUCUUUUGCAACACUUGGAUGAUCAGAAGGAGGUCCUCCACGGCUAUGAAGCGAGAGCUUUGCGCUACAUUCCAAAGAUCAUAUACGUGAUAUGCGAACGAUUGCUGUUUCUUUGCCGAGCCGAUCCGUUUCCGACGCUCAACUAUUGGUUAGACGAAAGUCGACCGCCUUUUACUCGCUCCUUCUUUUGUUUUGUUGACAAUCCGAAACAACUGACGUACCAAGCGUCUGGACACGAACUUCUUGGAAAACUAAAAGGAUGGGCAACUAUGGAGAAUUUGAGAUUGGCCGAAGAACCAAAUGGAUCGGAUAGUCUCGUGUCGGCCGGACAGGGCAAUUUUGGCUCUGUUUUCAACUGUGAUAAUACCCAGGUUAUUUUUGAAGAAGUAAUUAACAGCCUAUUGGCUAACCCGCCAGCAGAUUUGUUGGCCCAUCCAACAGUUAGAGAGUAUUGUCUAACGUUGGACGGACGCCAAUCUGGCUGGAAAAGCUUGUCAUCCGAGAAAGAGCCGAAAGUCUUGGCCAGGCUCCUUUGGCAUUGGCUCCUGCACCUGAAACAACCCAUUUUCACCAACGAGGAAUUGAGUAACAUCGUCGUAUACGCCGACAAGCCAGCAAUCUGCCUUUCUCGUUUCCAUCUUGCGACUCGCUACAUCGUAGAAUAUUUAUUACGCUUCGCGCAGCGAUUAUGUCCAACAUCGACUAAUGCUCGGCUCGAUCUGACACGCCGACUGGCCAGCGUUCUGACGCAACAAGCUGUCGAGAUCCGUGGAAUUUAUUUUCCGAAUGACGGGCGGAAGAGAUUGGGCCAAGGAACGCUGGCCCAACUGCUGCAUUUCCUCACAUCGGCGAUGGACUUAUUCAGUGAACCUGCUACGAUUACAGACGAUUCAGCUAGUGCAGUUCAAGAGUGAUGGUUUGUAUUAUUUCUCCGUAAUCAAACUGUCAAUUAAAAUAUAAAAAAAAGGUAGUACGUAAAGAGACAGUAUAAAUGGAGUACUACCGAAUACAGCAGGUAUCUGCAAGAGGUCGGGUAAUAAACAUCAUUGAUCGACCGGCGGCACGCAAUAUUGCCAUUUCUGAAUAA